Messenger RNA from Bipolaris zeicola 26-R-13, 354 nucleotides. RefSeq lists its product as uncharacterized. The record is from RefSeq and is a predicted model, not a curated record. The coding region runs from base 1 to 354 and encodes 117 amino acids. The transcript has 2 exons. NCBI's taxonomy places the organism in Eukaryota, Fungi, Ascomycota, Dothideomycetes, Pleosporales, Pleosporaceae.
AUGGCGUUACGAGACACUGCCUCGUUCCUUUCAGUGGAGCGAUAUGUUUGUUUGAGUCAUUGCUGGGGCCCCGAAGGCCCGACUCUUCAACUAACAAGCACAACUGAGAGCGACCUACGACAAGGUGUUGACUUGGACACAGUCCCUCGAACUUUCUCCGAAGCCGCAAAAGUAUGCCUGAAAAUGGGCAUUCGAUUCCUGUGGAUUGAUGCGCUCUGCAUCAUUCAAGGGAACGAGGCUGAUUGGAUGGAAGCAGCGACCACUAUGGCAAACAUGUAUGAGAAUGCUUUCUUCACGAUAGCUGCAACUGGUGCUGACAAUAGUGACGAGGGUCUUCGACCCUUCAGAGAGUAG